Messenger RNA from Aspergillus sclerotioniger CBS 115572, 792 nucleotides. Its product is annotated as phosphatase YCH1. NCBI's taxonomy places the organism in Eukaryota, Fungi, Ascomycota, Eurotiomycetes, Eurotiales, Aspergillaceae. Gene Ontology annotation, molecular function: protein tyrosine phosphatase activity. Gene Ontology annotation, cellular component: nucleus; cytoplasm. Bases 129 to 554 code for a protein of 141 amino acids. The record is from RefSeq and is a predicted model, not a curated record. The transcript has 2 exons.
GUACUCCAUACAGCAUUAAGCCUGAACUUCCAGUGUGCUUGUCCUGCAUAGCUGCAGAACGUAUACCCAAAGCACUCAUUAUAUCUCUCAUCCCCACACCAAUCAUAAUUCCAACCACAACACCCAAAAUGUCCUCCAUAACUAUCGCAACCCUCCCCCGCAUCAGCCGAGAUGCCCUCUCAGCCCUCCUCCUCUCCACCUCCUCCCCCAGCAAACUCGCCGUCAUCGAUGUCCGUGACUCGGACCACAUAGGCGGUCACAUCCUCAGCUCGACCUGGGUCCCCAGCUCCUCUCUCGACUACCGUCUCCCCGAACUCAUCCGCACCCUGCAAGACAAAGAAAAGGUUGUGUUCCACUGCGCGUUGAGCCAGCAGCGCGGUCCGUCCGCGGCUCUGCGGUAUGCUCGUGAGCGCGAGCGUGUCCUCGGUCAGGAGGAGAGCAAGAAACAGGAGGUUUUUGUUCUAGAGGGUGGGUUCGUUCAGUGGCAGGAGAAGUAUGGGAAGGAUGUGAGGUUGACGGAGGCGUAUGUGGAGGAUAUUUGGAGGGAGUAUUAGGAUAAGUUUAUCUGGAUUUGGUUGUUGGGAUGGAUGGUUGGUGCUGGUGAUACCCCUUUUUGCUGUUUUGGUUUGGAUAGGUUUGGUAUAGAUGGAUGGAUAUGCUUGAUGAAUAAGGUAGAGAUGGUUUAUAGUAGAGGGGUUGGCGCAGGAUUAGAAAUGGGAAUAGAGUAUUAUUUAGUUUUUUGUUACAAGGUCUAUACUAUACACUUCGCUAAUCCAGGUAUCAAUCAUAUAU